UUUUUCUUCAGAGAUUCGAAACCGCUUGCAUGCACACCCAAUCGUAGUAUAUUACACCGCCGAGGAGGUUUAUGUUGGCUACAGCUUGCAUUUCGGACUCCUCGAACCAGAGUAGCUUCACUGGUGAGGUUCUCAACGUUCGCGUGUAUCCGCCAUUUUCAGCUGAUUGAAAGCAGGUAGACCAAAAUACCUCACGGUGCCGGUCAAAAUACAACAGCAAGAACUUUUAGGUCCCGGUAAUAUUCAUCCUAGCUCGCAAUCACAACUCCAACUUGAACUGCAGAAUUCAUGUGAGCACAGCUUGCCUUGAAGGUGCCAGAUCCCAGGGUGGAUUUUCCAUGGAGCAGGUGAGCCCUAGGAUGAUGACGGUGCCCAGCGGGGUGGUGGAGACUCUGGACGGGGUCCCGCCCCACGUGUGGAAGGGGCUGCCGGAGGACAUGCGGCUGCGGAGGUCGGGGGUCCAUCAGAACCGCAUCGGUGUCUGGGCCGCCAAGCUCAUUCCCAAAGGAAAGAAAUUCGGCCCGUUCGUGGGGGAGAGGAAGAAGCGGUCCCAGGUGACCAGUAACGUGUACAUGUGGGAGGUGUACUUCCCAGCCUGGGGGUGGAUGUGUGUGGACGCCACGGAUCCUCUGAAGGGGAACUGGCUGCGCUACGUGAACUGGGCGCGCUCCACUCAGGAGCAGAAUCUCUUCCCCAUGGAGAUCAACAGGGCCAUUUACUACAAAGUCCUCAAGCCAAUCGGACCAGGAGAAGAGCUGCUAGUGUGGUACAAUGGGGAAGACAACCCCGAGAUAGCAGCUGCACUAGAGGAAGAACGGACCAGCAGCUCCAUCAAGAAAAAUUCGCCUAGAGCAAGGAGAGCCAGAAGGAAGCUUUUGGAGAGAGCCAAGCAAGGCGGUGUGAAACGUGCACGUGACCAGAAGCAGCCGAGCGGAAAGGGGACUGCUGUCACGGAGACCGGUGUCGUCACGGAGACGGGUGUCACCGUGAUGUGGGAACCUGAAGACGGUGAGCGCUCUGAUGGCUGUCCUGAGGCAAUCGCUCCAGUCAUCUGACCCCCCCCCCCCCCC
Messenger RNA from Anguilla anguilla (European eel), 1070 nucleotides. Its product is annotated as PR domain zinc finger protein 2-like. Gene Ontology annotation, biological process: regulation of transcription by RNA polymerase II. Bases 339 to 1055 code for a protein of 238 amino acids. Gene Ontology annotation, cellular component: nucleus. NCBI's taxonomy places the organism in Eukaryota, Metazoa, Chordata, Actinopteri, Anguilliformes, Anguillidae. The record is from RefSeq and is a predicted model, not a curated record. The transcript is spliced from 8 exons. Gene Ontology annotation, molecular function: DNA-binding transcription factor activity, RNA polymerase II-specific; histone methyltransferase activity; protein binding.